This is a messenger RNA of Haliotis rufescens (red abalone), 1230 nucleotides long. RefSeq names its product adhesion G protein-coupled receptor E3-like. Gene Ontology annotation, biological process: cell surface receptor signaling pathway; G protein-coupled receptor signaling pathway. Lineage: Eukaryota; Metazoa; Mollusca; Gastropoda; Lepetellida; Haliotidae. Gene Ontology annotation, molecular function: G protein-coupled receptor activity. Gene Ontology annotation, cellular component: membrane. The transcript has a single exon. The record is from RefSeq and is a predicted model, not a curated record. The coding region runs from base 1 to 1230 and encodes 409 amino acids.
AUGUUCCAAGAUGUUGAGCUGAUCACAGUCCAGGGUUCUUUCUACGCCAGGUUAACUCGAACUUACUUCAGGUUAGAUAACAUAGGGUUUGAGAUGCGUUAUGAGGACAGUGGAGCAGUACCCAAUGUGACGGACAUCAUUGUCUGUGUUCCUGACUUUGGCAACCAGUCCCUGCACUGUCCUAACGGGACGUUGUCCAUUCAUCAAUCUGAGUUCAGCCUCCUCAAUGGCUCUCUGCGUUAUAUUCCCAGUGGAGUUGUGCUGCCAGCGGGGAACUUCAGUCUCACGAGACAUGGCGCUGUCAUUUGCUCCCACUUCUCAAGGAGUCACACUGACCAGGUCGUUUUCUUUGACUACGACAACGUCCAAGUUGUUCUGACCAUUGUGACGUCAUCAGUGUCCGUUGCCUCUCUUGUGGGGGUACUGUUGGUUUACAGCUUGAUCCCUCAACUCAGAAAUGUUCCCGGUAAAGUUGUAAUGUCUCUGUCAGCAACUCUCCUUCUUGCCCAGGGACUCCAACUCAUAACCAAAGUACCGACUGGGCAGAUGUGUGUAGCAGUUGCCUCCCUUGCCCACGUGCUGUGGCUGUCUUCGUUCCUAUGGAUGAGCUUGUUGUCUAUAGAUCUAGCUCGGUCGUUGAGAAGCAUGUCACCUGUUUCUGGAAUUCAGACUCACAACAAACUGUUUUGUCUGUACGCAUGCGUUGGUUGGGGGAUCCCCAUCAUUCUGGUUGUCACGUGUGUUGUGAUCGAUCACUUCCAUGUGUGGGGAAUAAGCAUUGGAUAUGGAUCUGAUCCCCCGUGCUGGAUAGCCAAUCCCAAGGCUUCUCUCUAUGUGUUCGGCCUUCCCAUGGCUCUGACCCUAGCUAUCAAUGUAACCUGUUUCAUUUUGACCCUGAUCAGCAUCGAGAGGACGGCCUCCGAAAUCUCUUCGCACUCCAAAAGUUGUAAGAACGAGAAGACGCGUCUGGGCAUAUACGUCCGUCUGUCUUUCAUCAUGGGUUUCUCCUGGAUCUUCUGUUUCGUUGCUGCCUUCGCCCACGUCAACGUUCUGUGGUAUUUCCAGAUCGUCCUUAACGGCCUUCAGGGUUUCUACAUCUUCGUGUGCUUCGUCUGUAAGUCGAGGAUCCUCCAACUGUUGAUGGACAAGCUGUACAGUGUGCACAAGAAGGCUCAGAGACAGGACAGGACCUCCACCACCACCACUAGCACGAACGCAAAUAAUAUUUAG